This is a messenger RNA of Nicotiana tabacum (common tobacco), 1170 nucleotides long. Lineage: Eukaryota; Viridiplantae; Streptophyta; Magnoliopsida; Solanales; Solanaceae. The record is from RefSeq and is a predicted model, not a curated record.
AUGAUGCAACAGGUCAUUGGGUCUAAUGCAAAGAUUAGUGAGAGAGUAGAUGCACAUGACUCGGCGAUCAAGAAUAUUGAAAUGCAAAUGGGCCAAAUUUCGAUGUCUCUAAACAAUCGCCCUCAUGGAACACUACCCGCAGAUACCCAGGUAAAUCCAAAAGAUCAAGUCCCGAAGCAGUUGAUGGCGGUGAGCUUACGUAAUGGCAGAGAUUUGGAUGUAGAGCAAGAAAGGGAUCGAGAAGCCAGCGAAGCUGAGACACUUAUAUUAGUGCCCAUAGAGUUGGAUGAAUCAACGAAACUAACAGAAGUGACAGUCCAGCCUGCCCAGGAAGAAGGUAGCAUUCAAAUUGAGACCGAGAAAGAAGCUGAAAUAGUAAACAUUCCCUUAAUUGAUGCUUUGAAAGAGAUGCCUGGGUAUGCAAAAAUGAUGAAGGACUUAAUGUCCCGAAAAUUUGAUUUCCAAGACUUAGCCACAGUUACUCUCACCCAGACCUGUAGUGUAGUGGUGACUAGACCAAUUGCAGAAAAGCUAUCUGACCCAGGGAGCUUUACAAUCCCAUGCACUAUUGGCGAUUUUGCCUUUACUAAAGCACUGACAGUAAAGCGACCAUCUGGUAUUCUGGAUGAUGUGUUGAUUCAGGUAAGGAAAUUUGUGUUCCCUACAGAUUUUGUAAUCUUAGACUGUAAAGUAGAUGAAGAGAUUCCCAUAAUUUUGGGAAGACCAUUACUGGCAGCGGGGAGAGCUUUAAUCGAUUGUGAAACUGGGGAGUUAAAGAUGAGGUUGAACGAUGAAGAAAUAACAUUCAACGUGCAUAAAUCUAUGAGGCGACCAAGUGAAUUUGCCAAUUGCUCUUUUAUAGAUGUCGUGGAGGUAAUUGUAGAGACCGAUGAUGAACUGCUGACUAUUGAAGACCCCCUUGCUACGUGUCUAAUGAACUUUGAUGAGGUAAACGAAGAAGAACUGGUUAGAUUGGUAAUGUCAUUAGAAGGUAGAGGGUUCUGGGAUAGAACACUUGAAUUUGAGCCCUUGCACUUGGAGAAUAGAGAAGCUCCUCCAGCCAAGCCAUCAAUCGAAGAACCACCAAAGUUGGAGUUAAAUCCAUUGCCAGCCCAUCUCAGGUACUUAAAGAGUGCAAGACUGCUAUUGGGUGGACCAUGGCAGACAUAA